Ascoidea rubescens DSM 1968 is the source of this 1197-nucleotide messenger RNA. RefSeq names its product serine/threonine/tyrosine protein kinase MCK1 (gene MCK1). The record is from RefSeq and is a predicted model, not a curated record. Gene Ontology annotation, biological process: signal transduction; protein phosphorylation. NCBI's taxonomy places the organism in Eukaryota, Fungi, Ascomycota, Saccharomycetes, Ascoideales, Ascoideaceae. Gene Ontology annotation, cellular component: cytoplasm. The transcript has a single exon. The coding region runs from base 1 to 1197 and encodes 398 amino acids. Gene Ontology annotation, molecular function: protein serine/threonine/tyrosine kinase activity; ATP binding; protein serine/threonine kinase activity.
AUGAAUAGCUCCCUCUCCUCCUCAACAAGAGUAACAAAAUUCCUCGUCAACCAAGUCUACUCAAAAGACUCCACUGACUCAAUUCCUAUGAUUGUAAAAGAAUACAAAAAAAUCGGUGAAGGUGCCUUUGGUAUAGUGGUCCAAGCAAAACUAAGACCCUAUACUCCCUCUGACUCAAUUAACAACAAUAAUAACAAUAACAACGACGACAUCACAUCAAUCAGCUCAAACAACUUAAACAACCCAAACUGGUAUGGCCCUUUUGCAAUCAAAAGAGUCCCGGCUCAAACAGAAUACAAAUCAAGAGAACUAGAAAUCCUCAGAACUGCAAACCAUCCAAACGUAAUUCAAUUGAAAUUCUUCUUCAACUACAAAGCUCCACAAGACAACAAAAUCUACCAACACCUCGUAAUGGAAUGUCUCCCAGAAUCCCUACAACUAGAAAUCCAUCGCUACACCUCAAAUAGACGCUACUUGCCCCAAUCUCACUUGAAAAUCUACUCCUUCCAAAUCGCCAGAGCAAUGCUCUACCUACAUGGCCUAGACAUCUGCCACAGAGAUAUAAAACCUUCAAAUAUCCUAGUAGACCCAUCUACUGGCAUCCUAAAAAUCUGCGAUUUCGGUUCCUCAAAAAGAUUGGAAUCUGAUCAACCCUCAGUUUCCUACAUUUGCUCAAGAUUCUACAGAGCUCCAGAACUAAUAGUCGGCUGCCAAUACUACUCAACUCAAAUCGACAUCUGGGGUCUAGGUUGCGUCGUUGGUGAAAUGUCUCUAGGUAGAGCUGUGUUCCAAGGUCAGGACCGCCAUUCACAACUAAAGGAAAUCGCUAAAGUCCUAGGCCCUCCUGAUCGUUUAUUCAUCUUUAAUUCAAAUCCAAGAUACGAUGGGCCCUUAUACUCAACUCCUUUAUUCGCAGGUAGAGUCUCAACAAGAUUCAAAACCAUUUUCAGAAAUGCUCCUCUCGAAUUAAUAGAUCUACUACUCAAUAUCCUACGUUACCAUCCAAACGAAAGAUUUGUUCCCGUUCAAAUAUUAGCCCAUAAAUACUUUGAUGAAUUAAGAGGCCCAGAUUUUCAAUGGAAACCAAGAGGCAGCAUCUCUCCACAAUAUCCCCCUGAUUUAUUCAAUUUCAGCUCCUUUGAAAAAGAUUUAAUUGGCGAGCAAAUGAGAUAUGUUUGUCCCUACAAUUAUCACUAA